Phyllotreta striolata is the source of this 453-nucleotide messenger RNA. The record is from the annotation of a GenBank genome assembly. Lineage: Eukaryota; Metazoa; Arthropoda; Insecta; Coleoptera; Chrysomelidae.
AUGUUAUUUCAAAAUCUUUGGUUUGAAAACUUGGAUAUGUCUCAACCAACUAGAAGUGUAUGGGGAGCAGUUUUAAGGAACUUCAUCAACUCCUUCAAACCGAGACAGAUCAGGGGGAAUCUGAUAGGUAAGGAUUAUUUUGGAAAUAAAUACUUUGAAAUACCGCCGAACCCGUCGAUCGGGAAAAGGAAGGCGAGCCGAUGGUUCGAACCGCCCGUGAAAGACGAUUUCAUGCAAGAAAUGCCGGCCGAAUGGGAGGCUUGGCUCCGAGGUAGAAGGAAGGAGGCCCCUAGCGACGAGGAAGUUAACAGAAAUUUCGCUUUGAUGGAAUCCAAAAAGAAAAACGCCAUUGAAGUGGACGCAAAAGGUGGCAAAAUGACGCCUUUGGCGAAAGGUUUUGAAACGUUCCCCAGGAGGCCUGACUAUGAAUCUAUACCAGGCAAAAAACCCUGA